This is a messenger RNA of Lepisosteus oculatus (spotted gar), 2230 nucleotides long. Lineage: Eukaryota; Metazoa; Chordata; Actinopteri; Semionotiformes; Lepisosteidae. The record is from RefSeq and is a predicted model, not a curated record.
CUUACAGUGCAGCACAUCCGACACGUGUCUGAGUGUAUGUAGGGUUGUUGUCGGUGGUGAAAGUUAUUCGUUCAAUUAAGUUUGUUUUCCUGAUAAAUCGUAGAAAUGGGAGGUCUUCAAAAGAAGAAGUAUGAGAGGGGAUCCGCCAGUAAUUAUAUCACCAGGAACAAAGCACGGAAGAAACUGCAGCUGAGCCUGGCUGACUUCAGGCGCCUCUGCAUUCUCAAGGGAAUAUACCCCCAUGAGCCCAAACACAAGAAGAAGGUCAACAAGGGCUCUACAGCUCCACGCACCUUCUACCUGCUCAAAGACAUCCGCUUCCUUCUGCACGAGCCCAUCGUCAGAAAGUUCAGGGAGUACAAGGUUUUUGUGAGAAAGUUGCGCAAGGCAUACGCUAAAGCAGAAUGGACUGGAGUCCAAAGACUGAAGGAGAACAAGCCCAGCUACAAACUGGAUCACAUCGUCAAGGAGAGGUACCCCACUUUCAUAGACGCCAUCCGGGACGUUGACGACACCCUCUCGAUGUGCUUCCUGUUCUCCACCUUUCCUCGCACUGGCAAGUGCCAUGUGCAGACCAUUCAGCUGUGUCGGCGCCUCACUGUGGAGUGGAUGAACUACAUCAUUGCGUCCCGCUCGCUCAGAAAGGUGUUCCUGUCCAUCAAGGGGAUUUACUACCAGGCAGAGGUCUUAGGGCAGCCCGUUACCUGGCUGGUGCCCUAUCAGUUUUCCCAUAACAAACUCGCAGCGCUCAGUGCCAGCCUGGCACGGGUCAUCUCCAGUGGACAAGAGGAAGAGGUGGAACUGGAUCAGUUUCCUGCAGAAGGGGAGGAUGCUGAGCAGCUGGAGGCGAGGCAGAAAGAGCAGAUGCAGCUGGAGGCCCAGAAGAAAGUUUUCGAGGGCCUGAAGUUCUUCCUGAACCGAGAGGUGCCCAGGGAACCCCUCGCCUUCGUCAUCAGGUGUUUUGGAGGGCAGGUGUCCUGGGACAAGUCCCUCUGUAUCGGUGGCACAUAUGAUGUGACAGACGAGACCAUCACACACCAGAUAGUCGACAGACCCAGCCUGGACAAGCAGUAUAUCAACAGGUACUACAUUCAGCCCCAGUGGGUGUUCGACUGCGUCAAUGCCAGGCUGCUCCUGCCUGUGGAGGACUACUUUCCUGGCGUCGUCCUGCCGCCUCAUCUCUCGCCCUUCGCAGAGGAGAAAGAUGGGGACUACAUGCCACCUGAGAAGCUACAGAUGCUGGCACUGCAGCGAGGAGAAAUGCCGUUCAAGGCUGAGAGUGAGGAGGAAGAAGAGGAGGAGGAGGAAGAAGAAGAGGAGGAGGAAGAGGAGGGCUCGGUGGAUGAAGAGAUGGAUGAAGAAGAGGUGACAGAGGAGAUGAACCUGAAGCAAAUGGAACAGCAGAGAGCUCAGGGCAAGGCUCUCUCCGUGAAGGUGACACCAGGAAAGAUGAAAAUGGAGAACAAGAUGCGCUUGGAGCAGGAGGAGAAAGCUGAGGAGAAACGGCUGGCCAUCAUGAUGAUGAAGAAGAAAGAGAAGUACCUCUACGACAAAAUCAUGUUUGGCAAAAAGAGGAAAAUCAGAGAGGCAAACAAACUGGCAGCAAAGAGGAAAGCUCAUGAUGACAACGCAAAAGUUGAAAAAAAGAAGAAAAAAGCCAAGAAACAGUAACAGUUUUUGGAAAAGGACUUUUACAGUUUCACUAUGUGGUGCAGCUGAGGGGAGCUGGUUUGCAGAGAGUGGAAUUUGUACAAACUCCAGAAUUAACUGGGCUCCUCGAGUUGAUUUGCCUUCUGGUAUUAAAGAUAAUGGGUCAGGGAAUAAGAACACAGUCUCAGAUCAGGUCAUCUGCCUGUAAUUAUGAAAGUAAAGAGCUUUGUUCUAAGAUGAAACUGAAAUGCUCAGUGACCUUUAUUCAUCUUUAUUCAUUCAUAUUCUCUUGUCCUGCAUUUUAGAUGUUCUUAAGAGGGGUGAAAGUCAUAUGAAAUUUAAUCUCAAACUGUAUUUUUCAAGAUCUUAUUGCUUCCUGUUGUAAUAAAUUGCCAAGAUGAAACAGGUCCACAGGAUUUUUGUUUAGCAACAGGCAUGCAGUUUACUUAAAUGUAAAGUAGAUGGAAACCUGUCAAAAAAGAAGAUUUAUUAUGGCCUGUGCUGAAUUUUAUUCAGGUAAUUACAUUUGCUUAUUGUGCUGUAUUAAAUUCCAUACAAUAAAUGAUAUUGUCUUGCUGUA